CAUCGCGGGCGCCCGUCCAACACAGCUGCCAGCCGCACCGGCGCCACCACGAACCCGGGACCCGCAUCCUGCAGUCGGCGAUUUACCGUACCCACAAGCUGCAACCUAUCGAAAAUUGGACAUUUGCAAGAUCACUAAACUGUAGCAAACUUGGUUGUGGCAGUAUUGAGGAACUGACAGGAAGUAGUACGCACACGCGACGUAGUAUAACAGAGACUAAAGCAUCUAUUUCAGUUCAGUGUGUAGCUGUUUCCCCUGUACAUCCCACAGCAAACUAUAUCGGCUUGUCAACUUCCGUGUGAAACGAGAUAAAAAUUUGUAAAUUUCCUUUAAAACCUUCGCCCCUUGUCUAUGAAGGUUUCGUCCUAUAAAGUACGACUGAUCGUGACGAAGAAAUUAGCCUCUACAGUAGUAAAUGGAAUUUUGACGUAGCUACUUUGCAGCGACAGCUCACUAUAGAGUACAACUGUUAGACCUUCGACGGUGUUUCUUAGAGACAGCGGCAGAGGAACGGCACCGUUGUCCACAGAGCGUGCAGUUCAGACCCCGCCUACCGUAACGGGCAGCGCCCUCCGGUUCACUUCCUGCGCUUGGCUCCCACUGCGAAGCUCUGUAGGCUCAGCAGACUGCUUGGCAACCCCCUGCCGAAUUCACCCGCUGUUGCGAGCGAGGCAUGCAGUAGCUGCGUCUGUGCCGGGUGCGCGCGUGCCAGUCAGAGGCGCAGCAGGAAGAAGGAGGGUUGGGACUGGCAGGAGUCGAGCGCGGACUGCCAGCAUGGUGAUGACGGAGGACGGCAAGCUGCCGCCGCUUCUGGUGCGCAAGGAGAGCCGCUUCACGCGCAUGGCGAAGCGGCCGCGCGUCGACAUCGAGUUCCACGAUCUGUGCUUCUCCGUGCGCAGCGCGGGCGUCCGCUCCGGCCGGCGCAGUAUUCUGAAGGGCGUGUGCGGCAAGUUCCGGCCGGGUCUGCUCUCCGUGAUCAUGGGGCCGUCCGGAGCCGGCAAGAGCAGCCUCAUGAACGUGCUGGCGGGACUCGUGACGGCGGGCGUGACGGGCACGAUCAACACGAACGGUCAGCCUAGGCAGUUGAAGCUGUUCCACAAGCUGAGCACGUACAUCAUGCAGGAGGACCUGCUGCAGCCGCACAUGACCGUCCAGGAGAACAUGGAGAUGGCCGCCUCGCUCAAAGUGGGCCGCGAGAUGUCACACGACGAGCAGCUCGCCGCCGUGGAGGAGAUCCUGGAGACGCUGGGCCUGUUGGAGUGCCGGACCACGCUGACGGACAGCUUGUCUGGAGGGCAGCGCAAGCGGCUCUCCGUGGCUCUGGAGCUCGUCAACAACCCGCCCGUCAUCUUCCUCGACGAACCCACCACGGGCCUGGACGUGGUGGCGAUCCAGCACUGCGUGCAGCUGCUCAAGCUGCUGGCCAGCCAGGGCCACACGGUGGUGUGCACCGUCCACCAGCCCAGUGCCAUGCUCUUCAACGCCUUCGACCACGUGUACCUGCUGUCUCGGGGCCAGUGCGUCUUCCAGGGCCAGCCACGGGCGCUCGUGCCCUUCCUGGCCGAGCAGGGGCUCGAGUGCCCCAUCAACCACAACCCUGCGGACUUCAUUCUUGAAAUGGUCCAAGGAGAAAAUGCAGGCAAUGUUACAAUGUUGUCAGCCGAAAUGAUGAAUGGAAGGGUGACAGCAAAACUGGACACAGAAACAAAUACUGUAAGACUUGCAAGUGUGUUCACAGAUGACACCCAAAUGCCGCAGUAUGAUUAUGCUCUGAUGUUUAAGAAAGAUAGCCACUGGAGCAGCGAUUUUCCUACAUCAUUCUUUAUGCAGUUCAUUAUAAUACUAAGGAGAAUGCUUCUACAGAAAAGCAGAAAUACGGUGGCACUAUGGCUACAGUUCAUGCAUCACUUAGGACUAGGCAUUAUUCUUGGGUCAUUGUACUUUGGUGUUGGCAAUGAUGCAACAAAGCCAUUUGUCAACUUUAAAUUUCCACUCUGCUGCCUAGUUUUCUUCAUGUACACUCAUGUAAUGACACCUGCACUUCUCUUUCCAACAGAGGUCAAGAUUCUCAAACGAGAAUAUUUUAACAGAUGGUAUGGUCUGAAAUCAUACUUCAUGGCACUUACCUGUUCAACAGCACCAUUUAUGAUAAUAUUUGGAAUGAUCUUUACUCUGUUUGCCUAUCUGCUGUGUGGACACCCUGUGGAAAUUAGCAGAUUUCUACUUUUCUCAUUGUUUGGCAUCCUAGUUGGAAUGGUUUCUGAAGGUCUUGGUCUGAUUAUGGGAUCCAUAUUCAAUGUUGUGAAUGGUUCAAUAAUGGCUCCUGCAACAGUUGCACCAAUGUUGGUAUUGUCAGCAUAUGGAUUUGGCCAUGGAACAGCAAUGGAGCCUGUCAUGACUGUCCUCAGUGGCUUCAGUUAUCUGCGCUAUGGUUUAGUAGGGCUCACCUCGGCAUUAUACAGUCAUGGAAGAGCCCCACUGUACUGUGAUGAUGUUUUUUGUCUUUAUAAGGACCCAAAACGGUUACUUCGAGAUGUUGGAAUGGAUGGAGCAUCAACACUGCUUCAAGUUGUUGCCCUUGUGGGAUUCAUAUUCCUUUAUCGUACUAUAGCUUACUUUGCUCUCCGGUAUAGGCUCACCAUAGAAUUUUCAAACAAGCUACUCAGUUAUAUUGCAAAGAUUUUGAGGAGAAAGUGAAUCAUUUUUUUUUAUUUGGGGCAAAAAAGUUUUCAAGUGUCCAGUAUGGUAUCACAACAACAGUGACUAAAAUUUGUACUGUGGCAAAUAUGGCACAUGUUUCACAACAUUACAUUUUGUCAGUAUUAUAAAGAGGAGAUAUUUACAAGUGACCUGAAGAUCUGUGAAAUAUCCAAUUUCAAAAACAUAUAACAAGAAAUAAGAACACUACAGCACCUGCUCCAAUGGAAUUGUACAAGACAUGUGAAAUGCACAGUGCACAUGUAAACAGCAGUUAGUGACAGACCACAAGUGUGUUUAGUGCCAGUAAAGGACUAAGAACAAUAAAUGCUGUGUCCUUAAUGCAUCAAACAGAUACAAAGGACAAAACAGAUCAUCCAAGAUGAUAAAUGUUUCAUCAUAUAUCAGUUCACAGACAUGGACUAAAAUCUGUUUCAUUUAUCACUACUGUAGGACAGUAUCAUAGUGUUUAAAUGUGAAUGCUCUGGAAACAAAGUAGAAAAUAAUCUUUUUCCACAUAAAUAUGAAAAUGAUGAUUGUUGAAAUGAUUUUGAUUGUGUUGGAUAAAUUUUAUAACUCCAGUUCCAGUUUGUUCCCAAUGCCAUUCUAAUGGUGUUACAUUUUGUGAAUGGAAGUCUAUAUACUGUGUGCUGUACCAUAGAGUUAUCCAAUCUGCUUAAUAUUAAUCUCCUAGUCUAUCAAGCUUAGUAAAUUCCAAAAAAGAUACAUUUGACAAAGUUUUGUUAUGAGCACCUAAAUAGUUUUCUUUGCUUUUGUGGUAUUCAUUUAUUUGUGUUGUAGCUCAUUCUAUAAAUUUACAGUUUAAAAAUAAAGUAACUUGUUGUUUUUAUCUGAGGUACAAAUGAAAUUACAGUUCAUUUGUCAAACAAAAUAGUGGAGUAAGUGAUGUAAUGCAGUGCAAAGUUGUAUCUCAGUUGGCAGUAGCUGACAACCUUUGAAAGAAUUUUCUUUUUUAAUAUCAUUUUUAUGAAAACUGGAAGUCAGCUACAGGAACAUGUUAUAUCUUGCAUUAUUUUAGUCAGCAAUAGUACAAUAGCAAUAUAUCAUGGUUUCUUGGCUCCAGUGAAUACCUUAAUACUCCAAUAGUGAUAAUGAUAGCAGGCCAAAUAUCUGUGAUUUUUAUUACUUAAUAGUAAGGUUGUGUCACAGAGUGACAUGGUUUAAAUUCCUUUAAAUCUGUGAUUUAUGUACUUAUCAUGUAAAGUUCAACUGUAAGUUAUUGAAUAGCAUAGAAUUGUUACUUCAUAUAACAUCUAAUCAAUUAGUCUUUUUGUGUACAGUGUACUACAUAAUGGUAGCCUCUCUCAUUGCUAAGCAAAUUUACCUCAUAGUGCAGUCACUUUGGUGACAGAAACUGAAGAUAUUUUUGUAUCAUAUCAGAACAGUUGCAUAGAAAUAUAUGUUGUUUCUCAUA
Messenger RNA from Schistocerca serialis cubense, 4132 nucleotides. Its product is annotated as ATP-binding cassette subfamily G member 4-like. Gene Ontology annotation, cellular component: plasma membrane. The transcript has 12 exons. Bases 775 to 2697 code for a protein of 640 amino acids. The record is from RefSeq and is a predicted model, not a curated record. Lineage: Eukaryota; Metazoa; Arthropoda; Insecta; Orthoptera; Acrididae. Gene Ontology annotation, molecular function: ATP hydrolysis activity; ATP binding; ABC-type transporter activity.